AAUUGAAUUGCUCUUUCUUAUUAAGAGUCUUGUUUUCCACUCUCGUAAACGGAAAGUAACAGAGAAGUGCGAGAAUGGAAGGUCUGGCGAGACACGCAGCAUCGGCGACAAGCCCAAUCUCUCAUCUCCCGAACUUUUUCAGCUCCUCAGUUCAAAAAAGUCUCACUGCCUUCAGCUUUCGUCCUUCCAAAUCGCCGUCUGGAGUUUCUUCCUCUGUUACAGUGGUUAAAGCAGCAGCCCAAAGCCAAAGCUACUCGGAAUCCGCCACUUCAAGUACUGCGUCCCUGAUGAGACAGAGACGUCCUCAGAACGUCGGCGGAGAGUUCUUUGUCGACCACACAUGCAUAGAUUGUGAUACUUGCCGUUGGAUGGCUCCGGAAAUCUACACACGAGUUGGUGACAUGUCAGCAGUCUCCAAGCAGCCAAGUUGUGAAGAAGAACGGCUAAAGGCUCUUCAGGCCUUACUUUCCUGUCCCACAAGCUCAAUCCACACAGAGAAACCUGCUCGUGAUAUUCUAGAAGUUCAGAAGACAUUUCCAAUUCCAAUUAAUGAGCAGAGAAUUCCGGGUGUAUAUCACUGUGGUUAUCACUCCGAGAAAUCAUAUGGAGCAGCUUCCUAUUUGAUUGUUCAUCCUGAAGGAAAUAUUCUUGUAGACAGUCCUAGAUACACGGAGAGACUGGCACGUAAUAUUGAGAUGAUGGGUGGUGCUCGGUACAUGUUUCUCACACACAGGGAUGAUGUUGCGGAUCAGGAUAAGUGGUCAAAGCGGUUAAGCUGUCACAGAAUUCUCCACUCACAAGAUGUAGAUUCUUCCACAGCUGAUGUAGAGACUAAGCUAGAGGGAAGUGGCCCAUGGAACCUUGGUGAUGACAUCAAACUAAUACACACUCCAGGCCACACAGCAGGAUCAGUCUGCUUGUUUCAUGAGUCACUUAAGGUGCUAUUCACUGGGGACCAUCUGACGAUGGAUGAGUCCGGGCUAAGCAUUAUGGACGGAUACAAUUGGUUUUCAGUACCAAUGCAAUUGAACAGUGUCAGGGUGUUGCUUGGAUUGGAUUUUGAGUGGAUAUUACCAGGUCAUAGAAGGAGAGUUGAAUUCAAGAAUGUUGAGGAGAAGAAUUUAAUUUUGGAAACCUUCAUAGCUUCCAAAAUGCAGAAGGCUUAAAACUGCAGCUGUUGUCCUUGCCUAUUAAUGCGUUGCAGAAAUGUGUGUACAGUCUCUUAUGUUGUGAAGUUAUACGUUGUUGAAGAAGAAAUCAAUCAUAAUGCUUAUUAUCUUCAUGUAACAAUCUGCAGUCUGCCUGAGUUUUUGCUGAAUUUUAUUUGUUGGAAACGAAACACAAUUGAACUUUUAUCCGAAAAAUUAUAGCACAAAUCACUAGAACCAGAGUCAUAGGGCACUUUUUGUUUUUCCUUUAAGUCCAAGGAUGACCCCUAUGUUUUUUUUGGUGGAGACCACAAUUCUCCUUAAUUGGCGAGAGUAUAUACAAUUUAUUCUAUUGAGUAUUACAUCACUUUAAUACUCAAUAAACUACCCCGAUUUCCAUGGUCGAUGGUCAUAAAAUGGCGAUAGAAGCACCAAAAGCUGCGGUAGAAUUUAUUUUCCGGGAAAAAAAAGAAAAUGAUUGGUGAAAUUGACCGCAUAAAUUUACCUGGUGAGCUUCUUUUUGUUGCAGUAUGUCUUUCACUUCAACUGUUGUUGGACAAGGAAUAUGUUAU
Molecule: messenger RNA, 1720 nt
Organism: Ilex paraguariensis (yerba mate)
Lineage: Eukaryota; Viridiplantae; Streptophyta; Magnoliopsida; Aquifoliales; Aquifoliaceae
Source: the annotation of a GenBank genome assembly